Camellia sinensis is the source of this 648-nucleotide messenger RNA. Lineage: Eukaryota; Viridiplantae; Streptophyta; Magnoliopsida; Ericales; Theaceae. The record is from RefSeq and is a predicted model, not a curated record.
AUGGAUUCUCAGACACCAACGGAUGCGUACUUCACCAAUCUAUUACAAGCGGGAUCCAACCUUUUAGGUGAAUUUAUGAUGAAAUCUCCAAAUCAAAUGGGUCAAUGUUCAAGCCAACAUGGUGAAGUGGCUGAGCAAGAGUCUCCAUUGUCACCCCAAAUAGAAUCCACCACAAAGAAAUCACAACGUGGUAGCAACUUUAGUACAGAAGAAGACAAUCUCCUUAUAUCGGCAUGGCUCAAUACAAGUUUGGAUGCAAUACACAGAAAUGAGCAGAAACACAAGACAUAUUGGAAUAGCGUUUGGGAGUAUUUCCACAAGUACAAGACUUUUACUUCUGAACAUUAUCAGAAUUCUUUAAUGAAUCGGUGGUCAACUAUUCAACUUGGAACCAAUAAGUUUUGUGGGUUCUUUGCUCAAAUUGAAUCAAUGCAUCAAAGUGGAGUAAAUGAGCAAGACAAGAUUGGCAAGGCCAAACUUAUGUAUCAGGAAUUCCAGAAAACAUCAUUUCCUUUUGAACAUUGUUGGAAUGUGUUGAGGUACCAACCAAAAUGGUUAGAGGAAUGUGAGAAGAAAAAACCGAAAAAAAAAAACAUCAGCAACAUCUUCUCCUUUUGCUCCAGAGGCGAUAAAUCUAGCAGAGGAUGA